Mya arenaria is the source of this 4679-nucleotide messenger RNA. Its product is annotated as zinc transporter ZIP4-like. NCBI's taxonomy places the organism in Eukaryota, Metazoa, Mollusca, Bivalvia, Myida, Myidae. Bases 380 to 2854 code for a protein of 824 amino acids. The record is from RefSeq and is a predicted model, not a curated record. The transcript is spliced from 18 exons. Gene Ontology annotation, molecular function: zinc ion transmembrane transporter activity. Gene Ontology annotation, biological process: zinc ion import across plasma membrane; intracellular zinc ion homeostasis. Gene Ontology annotation, cellular component: membrane.
AAUGUAGUGAAAUGUUUUAACCAGUUGAUAAUUUUGUAUGCGUUUCCUUUUUCUUUUUUUUUUCUCAUCUGUAAAUAAGUUUGUUAGCAAGCGCUUUAAAAUGCUGGAUACAAAUAAGGGAUUGCUUUUCACUGGCCGAGCCCGCACAAGAAAAACGCGUCACUCGGUUGAACCAAUUGUUGUUCGUGAUGUGCUGGUUACUUCAGUGUCAUGUUGUGAAACAAGAAGUUAGAAGCGAGAACUGCUCGCCUCUCCGUUGUGUUUUGGAUGGAUUAAGAUACCCUGUUUAGGAGUAUUUUGAAAUAAUCCGUGUUAGAGUUCAGUGCCUUUAUUCUCAACUUAUUCUGUUAGGUUACUUUUCAUUAUUGAAGUUACGAAAAUGAAAGUAUUAAUAGAUGUUAAGUCUUUCGUAUGUGUUGUUUUGCUGGUUUCGACGGCCAGUUGUGUGAUAAAUUCCAUGAAAGACUCAAUAGAUGACAUCAAAGAGUCGCUCGCAGUAGAGCACAUAGACACAAAUAUGGUCGAGAAGAUAGGCGAGGCUGUGGAGGAGGGAGCCGGAGUGCUGCUAGACGCCUAUCAGCAGACAAUGGAGCUGCUCGGGAUCGCCCGGCCGGAAACAUUUACAGAGGAAGCUCUUGACCGCCUCAUCGCCGCCUUCGUGGGCAGAUUACACUGCCAGUUCUCCCUCAAUUUCCGCAAGAAGCGCUCCAUCUCCUGCACACACACCAUGUGUUUCAACUCGAGUAACCUGUUGUUAGUGGCGGGCCAAGGGCAGGGCUUCGUGACUCAAGCGGCGUUCGAGGGAAUUUCCGGGGCGCUCCUGUACUACGCCACCCAUAUGGACCUCUACUGUCACACAAACAUCCGGUUGUUGGACGAGGCCGAUCUGAACGAGAAACAACUGAAAGUUGUUCAGGAGUUCAGCGAGGGCGGCGCAGUCGGAUGGAUGGGACUGGGGCGGAUCCAAGAGGUGCUAGAGGACCUGGAGGACGUAUAUGACGACCACGACGACGACGAUUCCCGUGACCACCUCUCUUCCCUUGACGGUCUGCUGGAUGACGCUAGCCUCACACGCAUGGAUGACCAUGACCACCACAAGGUCGACGGUCAUGACCACCGAAGGCGGCGGCGGGGCUCCCCCGACCAUCCAGAGGACAGCCAUGAAAGAACCUCAGAUACGGCGAUCGAGCGGACGGGGGAGGCUGCGGAGCACGGGAACAAGGAGGACCAUGAGAGGGAGGCGGAUGACCACGACGAACACUCCACAGAAGACGAUCACGACGAUCACCAUGACGAUGGCGAUGACAAAAUCAUUAAAAAAAAGUGUGUGUCAGCGGAUAUCCUGUUCGACCAGCUGGGUGUGGACGUGGAUGCGCCCCUAGCCGCCAAUCAAGUGGGCCCGCUCUCCUCCCUCAUUGUCUUUCACAUGCUUGCAGGUUCGGAGAUCUCGCGCAGAUGUCGUCUGCUCCCAAGGAGAAAGUACUUCGUGCGCUCCGUGUUCCGGCAGAUCACAGCUUCCGCUGACAACAUGGAGUAUUAUGAAUUUAUUGACUUGCUGGAAAAUCUAAAAAUCGGGCAAGCAUUUGGCGGCAAAAUGACGUCCGAUGAUCAUGAUCACAAUGAGGUGCAUGGUCAUGCGCACAGAAGAAAAAAGAGGGCAGUUGACUCACAGGCACUUAUAGGACAUCAGUCAUGGAACGACCGUUGUUACUCGGGUGACCAAUUGUUGUCUGUGUUUAACAUUGAGAGCAAGGGUAACGUGAGCGUGGAUCGGUUCCGUGAGAUCUGCCCCGCUCUCAUCCAGCAGCAACUAGGCGCCUGUCGCCCGUCAAAACACAGCAAGAAAGAGAACCAGCGACCCUCGGACGCUGAACGUUAUGGAUAUGGUACUCUGGCUAACAUCAUCUGCUGUCUAUGUUCGGUGACGGGGGUGGUCAUCCUUCCGUGCACCAACCAGGCAAUCUACAGGGUCCUUAUGGCCGCGUUUGUGGGCCUUGCUGUUUCGACAUUGUCUUCAGACGCCCUGCUCCACCUUCUUCCUAUGGCCCUGGGUGUUCACGGGCAUAGCGACGAGGAUGGCGAACACGCACAUGCGCACAGCGGGGCCCGUUUCGAGCCCUUCCUCGGCUACAGUCUGGCGGCACUCGGUGGGAUUUAUGCGUUCUACCUGUUCGAAAAACUCAUGUCAAUGUUAACUGGCCAGGGUCGCAGUGAAGAAGAAGACCCGGUGGAAAUGGUGAUGGGGUACGGUUGCAACGACAACAAGCAGCAUCCGAAUGGAAAUGGCUUUGGUUCGAGUGCAAAUCUACCCAAAUAUGAUGGUGGCGACACUAGAGAAACCAGUAAAAAAACAACAUUUUUUGUUGUAGAGUUGAGAUUUACGGAGAUGCCGCCAAUCGCCAUCAUGGUAGUGAUAGGGGACGCGGUGCACAACUUCGCGGACGGGCUUGCCAUUGGAGCCGCUUUUACAGAGUCCAUCAACCUCGGCAUCUCCACCUCCAUAGCCAUCUUCUGUCACGAGUUCCCGCAUGAACUUGGUGAUUUUGCAAUAUUGUUGACGAGCGGUUUGUCGUUCGGUCGGGCGCUGUGCUUCAAUUUCCUGUCUUCACUGACGGCCAUGGUGGGGCUGUACGUGGGAUUAGCAGUGUCAACGGAUGACCAGGUCCGCAAUUGGAUUUUCGCCGUCACCGCAGGCCUCUUCCUCUACAUCUCACUCGUCGACAUGCUUCCGCAGCUGUUAGAGCGACAACGGGACCGGCCGAUGGCUAACUUCCUGUGGAACAACGUGGGCUUGUGGGUCGGCGCCGGUUGCAUGCUUCUUCUUUCGUUAUACGAGGAACAGAUACGAGUUUAAUUUUGCACAUAGACCAGUCAGGCUUCUGCUGUACACUGGAGCGAAGACGUCCCCAUCAAGGAUCAAUGUAAAUAUAUUGGGCCGUGUUCAAUAAGUUCCUUCGUAAAUGUAACUUUUAACAUCGACUAUCCCCUCUGUUUUUCAUCAAAUUGAUUCAUAUGCCUUACUACUCGGAUGCUGUGUGCUAGACAUGUCAAAAAAUUCGUUCAAAUUAUUUAAACAUAAGUAAGAUUAUCUCAGAAAAAUGUUUACCGAAAGCACUGGACAGAAUUGGGUGAUAUAUUUUAUAUGUCAUGUCUAUGUAAAUGAUCUGUUUAAACAAUAUGCGUUGAAAAGACUAAGCAAAAUGUUCUUUCAAACACUUAACUUAUGAAUUCAUCCAGGAACAGUCUUAAGCAAAACAUCAAUCAUCUGGUUCGUUAGAUAUAAGGUCAUUUUUUCAGAUUUGUCCUAAAUCCAGUUGCAUAAAUAAUGACCAAAUACUUAAUACUAUUAAUAACAAUGCAUUGAGUUCUUCAGAUCAUUAGCUGUAAUUUCAGGUCAAAAUCAAAGUUUUUUUUCUUAACGAUAUCCGAAACAACAUGAGAAUUAUAGGUGACAAAAUACAUUUCAUUUUUGAUCGGUCCUAAAAAUGUUAUCCAUAUGAUCUUUUUUGAAAUCUGAACAGUUAUUGUUGUCUGGCUGUCCUAUGUUUCGAAGCACGUAUUUCCUGAUGUUGAGUUACAUAUCUUAAAACGCACAUUUAAAUCGUUUUGGACAUUUGACUCGUAAAUGUAUUCGAAAUAUUGAAAUGUUUUGGACAAAAAAUAACCUACAACAUGUUAACACCAAACUUUAAUUGAAUGCAAGUGCACUUGCAACAUGUACUGUGCAACAUAGUAAACUAAAUGAAAAGUGUGUUCACUCACUUCUGUUUUAUAGUGUGUUCUCAUCUUUACAUGUAUUUGUAUACAUAUAUUUGUGUGUGUGUGUCGAAGAUGUCUAAAAACUAUUUCUAACAUUUCAACUAAUUGUUGGUAUUUCGCAAAUGAUUAAAUUGAAAGUACAUUGAACGUGUUUUGAUUUAUUUUUUACUUUAUAUUAAUACCGAAAGUUAAGGAAUAUCUUAUUUUGAGAAAGAUGAUUUUUGGGGUAAAAUGUUUGAAAAAAUAAACCAAAAUAAGGAUUUCUGGAAUUUGCCAAUAAUAUUGUCAAUUUAUGCAACAAAAUUACCAGCUGUAUUGAAUAUAUAUUAUACUAAUGUAAAGCAUACUUAAAGUAUAGAAACUACGUAAUUUUCUGAAAAGUUAUUUUUGGGGUGAAACUUUUGGAAAAUUAAAUGAAAAUGGGAAUUUCUGGAAUUUGCAAAUAACUGUAUCCAAUUUUUGGACUGAAAUAACCAGAAUAAGUAUAUGUAAUGGAUAUUAUAAUACAGCUUAAUAUACCGAAAAUUAAAAAAAACCCACCUUAUUUGUGAAAUAUGUUUUUUGGGUAAAUUGUUUGAAAAAUUAAAUAAAAUUGAGAAUUUCUGGAAUUUGCUAAUUAAAUCACCCGAGUUAUUGUAUAUAAUAGAUAGCAUAUUAUAUUUUAAUAUACCUGAAGUAUUGAAACUACGUAAAUUUGUGAAGUGUGAAUUUUGGGUUAAAAUGUUUGAAAAAAUAAAUGAAAAUGAGAAUUUCUGGAAUUUUCCGAUUACUUUGUCAAAUUUUGCAAUAAAAUGACCAAAAUUAUUGUAAUUUAUAGAAAUUAUACUACAGUAUAACAUACCAUAUGCUUAGAAACUACAUAUUGUGUGAAAUGUGAGUGUAAAAUGUUUGAAAAAUUAAAUAAAAAUGAGAGUUUCUUA